Messenger RNA from Paecilomyces variotii, 1203 nucleotides. RefSeq lists its product as hypothetical. NCBI's taxonomy places the organism in Eukaryota, Fungi, Ascomycota, Eurotiomycetes, Eurotiales, Thermoascaceae. The record is from RefSeq and is a predicted model, not a curated record. The coding region runs from base 308 to 1078 and encodes 256 amino acids. The transcript has a single exon.
AGCGCUUGUCCAUCCCACCAGUGCUGAGCAACUGGGUAUUCCGGAGGCAAAAAAAGAAACAAAACUCAAAAAACCAUUCCUUCAGAAAGAAAAAGAAAGAGAAAAACACUACUGCGAUUCUCUUUGCAGGGCCGCCUGUUUCCUCAACAGUGCGACAGAAGAACAGACACAUCGCCAACGUCGAUCGAAGACGAUAAGCCGAUAAGCGACAUUUCGAUCGAUUUGCUCUCCCAGAUCAGUGAUCUAGGAACACAGCAUCCGAAGCUGGUCUCUACCCGACGCAGAUUAUCUAUAUUCAACCAGCAUCAUGAGUUCUUUGACCAGAGCAUUCACCAAGCGCAACAAGCGCCCUGAGGUGUCUGCGCCGAUGCCCUACCGCGAAGGCAUUCCUCUGCCCAAGUCCGCGAGCGUUCGCCGCCCCAAGAUUUCAGGACCCAUGAACUUGAUCUCGACGACCAACAUGCUGGCCUAUAAUGCGCCCGACCUGCCGUCCGCGGUCUCGUCUUCGUCUUCCUCGAUCCGGUCCGGUGAUGAAUCGGAUGUGGCUCUGACCCCUAACAGCUUCGCAUCACCGAUUACCUCGCCCAGUAUCACGUCAGACGAGACGUCCCCCCUCGGCCCGGAGCCUAACCAUCUGACGUCCUACUUUCCAAAGCGGUCCGCGACAGUCAGCAGCACCCCGCGCUCGUCUACCUCGUCGACUUCCGCGGACGCACCCGCCGUGCCCAAGCGCGCGCUCUCCCACACCAAGAGAUCCCACCAGGAACUCGCCCGCAAGCGAUCGAUGUCGCGCAUGUCUCCGCCCCCCAACUCGCUGCGUGCCGUCCGCUCCAGCCAGGACUUCUUCCAGCCCAUCGACUCUGCGAGUCACCCAUUCAGCCGGGAGCUGGAGCAGGUCAACGAAGUGGUGGAGGACUUUGGCGGCAGUCGUGUUGUGCUCGACGAGGAGGAACAGAUCCUGUUGAACAAGGGUCUGAAGAAAUUCAGCGUGGAGGACUACAUCACUGAGAUCGAGGAGUUAUAUGGCAGCAUCUUCAACGACCAGUUGGGCCCCGUGAGCAGCAGUGCCUGGCUCUAAGCUUUCCAGGGAGCGCUAUGUUAACGUGAUGUACGACAACCACUGUACCACAUAACGAAAUCGAGGGAACUGGUUACUUCCCGAGAUGAUCGACUUUCCGUUCUUGAGUCGUCUUCCUUCGUACG